This is a messenger RNA of Oryzias melastigma (Indian medaka), 948 nucleotides long. It is a transcript of the gene tmem179ba, whose product is annotated as transmembrane protein 179Ba. Bases 55 to 759 code for a protein of 234 amino acids. The transcript has 5 exons. Lineage: Eukaryota; Metazoa; Chordata; Actinopteri; Beloniformes; Adrianichthyidae. The record is from RefSeq and is a predicted model, not a curated record.
CCUCUUGUUUCCGCCUUUACGUCGCCCUGCUUCCAGAGAGACCGGGGCAGCUGGAUGAUGGCGCUGACCGUGCUGCUGCUGCUGGAGCUGGGGCUGUACGCCAGCUGUUUCAUCUGUGGGAUCGUCACCGCCGCCUCCAUCACUAUAGUCCAGGGUCACUUCGGCGGGCUGUGCAUGCUGUACGGACGCGUCACCUACAAUGUGACGACCAAACUCAUCGGGGUGCAGGCGCCCACCUCCGCCUCUCUCUGCUACUUUGUGUCGGCCGUAUCCAUCCUGGUGGCGGUGUUGUGUUUCUCGCUGUCUCUGUUCUGGGCGUACACUCUGUGCACGGAGGGAGAGACCAGAAGGGAGCGCAUGUGGAUGAACUCCAUCAUCAUCGUCUGCGGCGUCUUCCUCUUCUUCCUGCUCAUCACAGGCUGCAUGCUGAAGAUUGGCCGGGACUCGCUGUGCGACUCAAUUCUGCACACUGUUCCCAACAUCACCAGCUGUAUUGAAGCUCAGGCUGCAAAGUGGAUCAGCCCGCUGCAAGGAGACAAAUUCUACAACAAUAUGCACAAAGCCGAGACGGCGGUGUGGGUCAACUUCUUCUUCUGGCUGAUCAUCGGGGUUCUGGUGUUCGUCCAGAGACGGCAGAGCUCGGGGUCAAAGUUGAUCACCGGGGGCUUCGCCGGGCCAGCCGGGGGCCUUUUUGGCGACCCUGGUGUGACUCAAGCAGAGACAGAGCCGUUUUUCAACCGUCCUGCAAGACCGCAGUGAACACACACACACACACAAAAUCACACUAAAUAAAAGAGUCGGCAGAAAACGCAUUCCAGUAAAUAUAUUGACCAAACAUGACGACAAAUUAGAGCGAUAAAACCUCCGGAUUGGAAUUACAGAGGUUCACCUUAAAAUGAUCCCUGGACUGACAAAACAGAGAACCCUGCAACAGAUUACAAAUCUCAC